UCCGAACAUUCUGCUCCAUUCUAUAAUCUCAGUUGGUAGCUGAUACGGAAGCUAUUCGGAAAUUGUUCUACAAUGGUGCGGGCUUGGUUUAUGGACAACGAAACCACCGAUCAGCGGUUGGAACAUCACCUAAAUCCCCCGGAAUACUUGACACUAGAAGAGCUCUUCAAAAGCACUGGAGUUGAGUACUUUAAGAUUAAUGUGCCGACCUAUGACUCCGAUGGAGUAUUGGAAAAGAUUCGCAAGGCCCGAGGCUACAGUUAUGAGGAUGAGAUUACCUGUUCCAAAGAAUGUCUACCGGAUUACGAAAACAAACUAAAAAACUUCUUUACCGAGCACCUGCAUACGGACGAAGAGAUCCGUUUCGUUAUUGAUGGUUCGGGAUACUUCGACGUUCGCAAUGGUAAAGAUGACCUUUGGAUUCGAGUUGAAGUUGUUGCUGGUGAUAUGAUUGUUAUCCCAGCGGGUAUUUAUCAUAGGUUCACGUUGGAUGUUAAGAACUACAUUCGGGCCAAGCGUUACUUUGUUGGAGAACCGGUUUGGUUACCAUAUAAUCGCCCAUGUGACGAUAUGCAAUGCCGCAAGGAUUACCUGCGCAAACUGGAAGUUGGUUUUGCUGCAUAACGUAACGUAAAUGUGUUAAGGCUACCAAAUUUUGUAGAAGCAGAUAUACUGCCCAUAAAAGCAUAACAGUCCCAUAUGGAUUUUGUUGUGAGUUCCAUUAGAAUCGAUUGUAAAUUACCGUCAUUUUACUUGUGCACUAAAAGUUACAUAUUUUGUUCAGAAAAUAACUUGAAAAAAUUCAAAACUAGGUUUUCCAAUCCAUAAGACCAUUUGGAGACAUACAUUUUCAACAGUGUUUUUCUCGGCUUACUGUUUUUCCUUAUGGGACAGAUAUGCUUGUAUGGACAGUAUACUACCUACCACUUAUGUGUUGUUAAUUAUUUCAAAGUGCCUUUCCGAAUAAAUAUCAUGGGGCAGCCAGCUUGUAAACU
Messenger RNA from Ochlerotatus camptorhynchus, 995 nucleotides. It is a transcript of the gene Adi1, whose product is annotated as acireductone dioxygenase 1. The record is from RefSeq and is a predicted model, not a curated record. Gene Ontology annotation, molecular function: acireductone dioxygenase [iron(II)-requiring] activity. The transcript has 4 exons. NCBI's taxonomy places the organism in Eukaryota, Metazoa, Arthropoda, Insecta, Diptera, Culicidae. Bases 73 to 624 code for a protein of 183 amino acids.